Messenger RNA from Didymodactylos carnosus, 2094 nucleotides. NCBI's taxonomy places the organism in Eukaryota, Metazoa, Rotifera, Eurotatoria, Philodinida, Philodinidae. The record is from the annotation of a GenBank genome assembly.
AUGGUCAAGUUUCGUAGACUUUUCGAAGAACGUAACAUGAAACAUGUGAUUAAAUCUUCUUCCAGUGUCGACAGCAUGAAUGAAGAUGUCGAUGAUAAGAACAAAAAAUCACGAAAUUUGGAAUGGACAGUAUUAAUUGAUAAAUAUGUUAAAGCAACAAACGAUUUUUGUGUAUUUAUGUAUGAUAAGCAUCAUUGGACAAAAAGCACGAAGCAACGGAAGAAAGACGAUUUCCUCUUCAGCGCUGAUGCACACUGUGCAUUUGAAGAUUGUACUUGUCGAUUUCAUUGUAUUAUAUUGAAUGGUGGUAAAUUAGUAUUCAACUAUUUGGGAGCUGUUAAUCAUAGUCGUAUUCAACUUUUGUCUCGUCCUAUACGUGCCAGUCGUCGAAUAGAAUUUGGCAAUCAAAUAGCGGUCGGUGCUACGCCCGGCUCACUUCGUCUCGAAAAGCUUAAGUCUUUGUCGACAGACAACAGAGAAUCUGGUAACAGAAACGUCGUCGGAUCCAGCCCAUCAGUCAUCAGAAAAAUUGCCAGUGAUCAAAAUGUGAAAUUAUCGAAAGAUAAAGAAUUAGAUACAAGUCUCCGACUCAUACAAAACGAACAGAACUUAAAAAUAUCACCAGAUGAGCAAGUGACAGGUUUUCUUCAGGAAAUUUGUACCGUUCCAUUACGCCUCAUUUGUUUUACUGCUGGAGGAAUCGCUUCCUGGCAUGCCUACGGUGAUAAUAUGCCAAUGUCAUGGGAUGCAACCGGUGGCAUUGUCGCUAACCACGGGAAACGAAUAUACUAUUAUGAAUUAACCAUGAGUAAUUUGAGUAAAGGUGGUCCAUCAUUACCUGUCACCUGUAUGUUAUCGAAUUCGCAUGGUGCAAUGGAUAUCGUCCAUUGGAUGAAUUGUUUUAAAGAACGAUAUAAAACCGUUUAUGGAUAUGGAGAGCCGUUCCCGAAGCCACCUGUUAUACAUUCCGAUCGGGCAUUGGUAUUUCUGUUAGCCGGUCUGCAAUUCUUUAAUCAAGACGAAACAAUGGCAGAAUAUGUUGAAAGAGGUUGGAGAAUUGUACAAAAAACAGCGACACACGCUGAUUUGACCAAGAACAUUGUUCAUUCUUGCUUGGGACAUUUAAUGAAAAAUGUAAAAAAACAUGCAACGAAAGAACUCCAAAAGAAACAGAUUCCAUUUGGAAUGUGGCUGAUUGCUUUAUUAGUUAAUUGCAAUACAUUGAAUGAAAUGGACGUUGUAUGGGAGAAUAUAUGUACAGUUUUAUUAAGUUCGACUCAAAAUGACUUAUUUAAAUUUUCACUUUCAACUUUGUCCAAAAUGGCCGAUACAAUGAAUGGUGAUCCAGACAAAGAAAGCUUUAUUUUACAAAACGUACAUGUUAAUGGCAAUGCAGAAUGCAAACAUAAUAUCGACGAAGAUGGGAAUGAAGAAGAUAACGACGACAUUGUGGGCAGCGAAGAAGAGACCGUUUUGAACAUGCAUUCAUCAUUCAAAAGUCAUUUUACCGAAAUAUACAAAUCGACGAUGAAAAAAAUCGAAACAUAUCAGCAGCCAUCGUGGUCUCAUUUGAAAACUAAUCAAAUUCAUUCUGAAAAUUUCUUGAAGAAAAUUCUGAAAUUGUAUAUCCCAACAACUCCUAUCUGGUCCAAUCUGUUGCUCGGCAAUGUCGCGUCACGUUACGGUUAUAAUAUCAACGUCGAGUACAAGCAUUGUGGUUGUCAUAAAAGUCGUACUACCGGACUUUCGGAAUCACGAAUGAGAGUGGUGAAACAAACAAUUUUAUGUAAUAAAGUGUAUAAUCGUAUCGAUCAAGCUGUUGCUAGACUUGGUGAAACAAUUGUUGCGGUCGAAACGAAUUAUGCCGACUAUCAUGUGUUGAAUCGUAACAAAAAGAAGUUACCAACAAAAAAGCACAAGCCAGCCACUGAAAAUUGGAAUAAGAGAAAGCAUCCAAUUAAACCAACCGGAGUCUAUCAAGAGAAACCGACAAUCAAUUUAGUAACUCAAAUUAAUAACCGUUUUAUUAAAGAAAAUAAGUCACACUUCGGUAUGAUAUUAUCAGUCACAAUACGACAUUAUAUGUCUUACUAA